This is a messenger RNA of Pelodiscus sinensis (Chinese soft-shelled turtle), 1084 nucleotides long. Lineage: Eukaryota; Metazoa; Chordata; Testudines; Trionychidae. The record is from RefSeq and is a predicted model, not a curated record.
GUCAGGGCCCGCGGAAAUGAGCGAGCAUAAUCUCCUUAAUCCUGGCUUUGUGGGACCUUUGGUGAACAUCCACACGGGAGACACCUUCUACUUCCCCAAUUUCCGAGCCUCCGGAGGGCAGCUGCCCGGCCUGCCGUCCCUCUCCUACCCCAGAAGGGGCAAUGUUUGCUCCCUGCCCUGGGCAUCCUCCGAGCCCUGCAACGGAUACCCCCAGCCCUACCUCAGCAGCCCCGUCUGUUGUAUCAGUGUGGGGGGCGAGAGUGAGCAAGGGGUAUCUCUCUGGCAUCUGGGACACAGACCUAUGUGUUCAGGUGCUCCUUGGUACCCGAUGCACACACGGUCCCGGAAAAAGCGAAAGCCCUAUUCCAAACUCCAGCUGGCCGAGCUGGAAGGGGAGUUUAUGGUCAACGAAUUCAUUACCCGCCAGAGGAGGAGGGAGCUCUCAGACCGAUUAAACCUGAGUGACCAACAGGUGAAGAUUUGGUUCCAGAACCGGCGCAUGAAAAAGAAAAGACUGCUUCUGCGGGAACAAGCCCUUUCUUUCUUUUAAAGCCCUCACAGCCUGCAGGUUGGUUAACCGCAUAGACUAGUGUUCGUCCUAGCGGGUGGUCCCGGGACUUUACCUGAUCACUCGUCAUUUUCCUUAAAAACAAACAAACAAACAAACAAGCGAGCGAGCAUUGUAAGUACCAGAAUCUGCAUCUCCUACACUGGAAUUGUUGGGAAGCUAACCCCGAGGUGAAUAUGCAACUCCCCCUCCCCCACCCAUCAGCCAGAGUUGGGGGGUCUACGGUCUACACGCGUGUCCGCCGCGUUGAGUCUGUGGUGGGGAGGACAGAGUCCCCUUUCAUUGAGCGAGGGAGUUGGGGGGGUCCCCCCACGCACUAAGAUUUCUUGGGUGGUGUGCGGUGUUUUCUCCCUACCCCGCUGUCUUGGCUCCGGACAGCACCACAGAUUGGCCUAGGAGCCAAGCCACUGACUGUACAUUGUCACUGAGGCUUCUCUGGAGUGGAAGUGGCGCCUUAGUGCAGCGCCUGCCCAUUCUUAGGGUGACCGGCUCGCCGCCAGGGGUGCACCUAUUUUC